CCGGGCAGCGCGCGGAUGCUGGCGGCGCGGCACGUCGUGUGCGCCCUGUCCGGCGGCGUGGACAGCGCGGUGGCCGCGCUGCUGCUGAGGCGGAGAGGUGAGGCGGCCGUGCGCCCUGCGGCCCGGGACGCCUGGGACAGCGAGCCCGCCGGGGUCAGCGGCGGACGGCGGCCGCUUCGGGCUGGUUACCAGGUGACAGGGGUGUUCAUGAAGAACUGGGACUCACUGGAUGAACAUGGCGUCUGCACUGCUGACAGAGACUGCGAAGAUGCUUACAAAGUUUGCCAGAUCUUAGACAUCCCUUUCCACCAAGUGUCCUACGUGAAGGAGUACUGGAAUGACGUGUUCAGCGAUUUUCUGAAUGAGUAUGAAAGAGGAAGGACUCCUAACCCCGACAUAGUCUGCAAUAAGCAUAUCAAGUUCAGCUGCUUUUAUCAUUAUGCUGUGGAUAAUCUUGGAGCAGAUGCUGUUGCCACAGGCCACUACGCAAGAACUUCACUGGAGGAUGAAGAAGUCUUCCAGCAGAAGCAUAUUAAGAGGCCAGAAGGGCUUUUCAGAAACCGAUUUGAAGUUAGAAAUCCGGUAAAACUUCUCCAAGCAGCUGACAGCUUUAAAGACCAGACCUUCUUUCUCAGCCAGGUUUCCCAGGAUGCCCUGAGGAGAACCAUCUUCCCUCUAGGGGGAUUAACGAAGGAUUUUGUAAAGAAAAUAGCUGCUGAGAAUAGACUCCAUCAUGUGCUCCAGAAGAAAGAGAGCAUGGGCAUCUGCUUCGUUGGGAAAAGGAAUUUUGAGCAUUUCAUCCUUCAGUAUUUGCAGCCUCGACCUGGGAGGUUUAUUUCCAUUGAGGACAAUACAGUUCUCGGAACACACAAAGGUUGGUUCCUGUACACCCUGGGCCAGAGAGCCAAGAUCAGCGGCCUGAGGGAGCCCUGGUACGUGGUGGAGAAGGACGCUGCCAAGGGCGACGUGCUUGUGGCCCCCCGGACGGACCACCCAGCCUUGUACAGGGACCUGCUGCGGACCAGCCGGGUGCACUGGAUCGCGGAGGAGCCACCUGCCGCCCUAGUCCGCGAUAAGAUGAUGGAGUGCCACUUCCGAUUCCGCCACCAGAUGGCACUAGUGCCCUGUGUGCUGACCCUCAAUCAGGAUGGCACCGUGUGGGUGACUGCUGUGAAGGCUGUGCGGGCCCUCGCCCUGGGGCAGUUCGCAGUGUUCUACAAAGGAGGCGAGUGCCUGGGCAGCGGGAAGAUUCUGCGCCUGGGGCCAUCGGCCUACACACUCCAGAAGGGCAAGAGCAGAGCCAGAGCGUCUCCCGAGGGCCCCAGCGAAGACCCAGGCCCGCGACCCGCACCCUGACGGGAGCCAAGCUGCAGGGAGGACGCCUGUGAGAGCAGAGCCUGGGGCUAGGCAGCGUGCGCUCGGCAGGGCAGUGACGGACUUGGUGCGACCUGAACCAGGGCAGCCCCAGGAAGGCCCUGAAGCCAGAGCAGCAUUUGAUGGCCAGUGGGUUGGCCCAGGGCCCUGUUCGCAGAGUCUCUCCUUCACUCACCCCCAGGGAUGGUUGCCCUGCAAAGACACUACAGGGACAGUAUUGAAUAAAAAGUCUGACUGGCACGAGGAGUCUGACCACAGUGUCCAGGGGCUUGCGAGGCCGAGGUGGGCUGUUGAGGGGCUCAGCACUGAUGGAAUGGAAGGCAGGUGGACUGCGAGGGAAGAGCCAGAGGCAGCCUGGCCUCCCCUCUCUGGGGCCUGAGCCCUUUCGUUGGGGAAGGCAGAGAGCUGUCCGAGACCCAGGAGUCCAUAGGUGAAGCCCAGGAGCGGAACCCUGCGCUUUCCUGGGAGCAUGGCUUGGGGCUGAGGCAAGUGCUGCCUUGUCCACUGGAGCGCUCUGAGGAGUUGGGUGACCGUUGGUAUGGAGCGUCUCUGGAUUGCUUUCCCCUCUGGGCCGGGGUGGGGGCUUCUGGAGAGGUCUUGGGAGGGGACUGAGACUGCAGGUGGCUGGAACUCAGGGAGAAGUCAUCUUUCUGGAUAAAGAAUCUGGGAUAAAGGCCCCUGGAGUUGUCAGGUGGGGCCCAGCAGGUGAGGACUGGAGAAGCAGUCCCCUGGCAGUGGGGCUGGUGCGGGACCCACCAUCAGGGCAGGUGGAACUGGCAGGACCUAACCUGGUGGCUUGCUCAGAACAAGGGACAUCUAAAGCCAGGGCUUCAGCCUGCCCGGAGUCCAGCAUGACCCAGUGCUGAUGCAGGGUUCCCUGAAAUCACCGAGCCACAGGCCUGGGGGAUGGCAGAGAAAAACAAGGGACAGGGUGCAGCCUUAGGAUGCUGGGCUCCUGUUAACAAGGAAAAGGACAGUGCCGGCCACUGCAUGGCCCACAGAGAGAAGGCCAAGUGUGGAGAGGAGCCACGGGACUUCAGAACUGAGGGGUACAGAGUUUGAAUAAAAACAAAUAGAAAAGGGCACACGCAGCUGAGCUUGAGGACUGACUGCCAGAAGCAUCAGCUCCAGAGUGGGAGAGGUGAGACUGCGCAAGGCAGGGGCCUGGGCUGGACCAGGUCUGACGCUGUCACCGGGGGACCAGGAGAGGAGGAGCGUGGGCAGGGAAACAAAGGAAACAACCAAAGGCUAGACAUUUCCCAGCUUCGGUGACGCAGGCCUCCUGUGCCUCCAGCUGGAGGAGGUCCCUUCACGCCGCCUUGGGGAGGGGAGCUGGGGGAAGCAGCACAGCAGAGGGACAGGCUCAGCGUCUUGAUUUAUUGUGGACUCUCCUCAGGGCGCUGUCAUUUCCAGUGUUUGAACAUUAAUAAAUACAAGCGUUAAAAACCUCCAGUGUCUGAUCUC
Sciurus carolinensis (gray squirrel) is the source of this 2838-nucleotide messenger RNA. It is a transcript of the gene Trmu, whose product is annotated as tRNA mitochondrial 2-thiouridylase. Gene Ontology annotation, cellular component: mitochondrion. Gene Ontology annotation, molecular function: sulfurtransferase activity. The record is from RefSeq and is a predicted model, not a curated record. The coding region runs from base 16 to 1356 and encodes 446 amino acids. The transcript is spliced from 11 exons. Gene Ontology annotation, biological process: tRNA wobble position uridine thiolation. Lineage: Eukaryota; Metazoa; Chordata; Mammalia; Rodentia; Sciuridae.